AUGGCCAACCCCAACUUCCUCAUAGUGGCUUUUGCUGGCCAAAGCCACAUAAAUCCCGCCUUCCAGCUCGCAGGCCGCCUCCUCCGGACUGGCGCUUCCGUCACGUUCACCACCACGACAACCGCUCACCGUAGCAUGAGCGGGAUCCAAGCCUCCGACCGCCUGACAUUUGCCACCUACUCCGAUGGCGCCGAAGAGGGUCCUAAACCAAGUCUUAAGCCUGAGCAGCAUAUGGAGGACUCCGCCCGGCGGUGCUCGGAAGCCGUGAGACAGAUCAUCGAGGCGAGCCGUGAUAAGGGAGAGAACUUCACGUGCAUAUUUUAUACGGCGGUUGCAUCUUGGGUGGGCGAAGUCGCGCGUUGUUAUGACAUCCCGUCUGGUGUGCUUUGGAUUCAACCAGCAACGUUGUUCGAGAUAUAUUACUAUUACAUCAAUGGCUACGGUGACAGUAUCACAAAUGAGAGCAAUGAUCCUUCAUCGCCGACUCAAUUACCAGGACUGCCGCCGCUCACGGGCCGCGACGUCCCUACUUUCUUGACCCCCGGGAGCCCAUUUCGUUUUCUUUUCACUUUGAUUGAAAAGGAAAUCCAAUCGCUCAAGGGGGAUAGGAAAGCAAGAUUGCUUGUGAAUACUUUCGAUGCACUAGAAUCGGAGCAAUUGAACGCUAUUGAUGAACUCAAAAUGGUGGCCGUCGGGCCGCUACUGCCUUCCUUGGAGGGACGAGGCUCUUUCGGCGCAUCGCCAGGAGGCGACCUCUUCCUAGGUUCGAGGGAUUACAUUGAGUGGUUAGACACACAGCCUGCGGCCUCGGUGGUUUACAUAUCAUUCGGAAGUAUCUCCGCCCUUUCGAAGCCACAAAAGGAAGAAAUGGCACGCGGGCUGUUAAGCACCGGCCGGCCGUUCUUGUGGGUGAUCAAGAAAGCAUUGAUCAUGGAUGGCGGGGAUGGGGACGGGAAGCAAGAGGAGUCAGAGGAUCAAUUGAGCUGUAUGGAAGAGUUACAGAAACAAGGGAUGAUCGUGCCAUGGUGCUCUCAAGUCGAGGUCCUGUCGCACCCGUCGGUAGGGUGCUUCGUCACGCACUGUGGCUGGAACUCGACACUUGAGAGUGUGGUCUGCGGGGUGCCGAUGGUGGCCUUCCCGCUGUGGGCCGACCAGCUGACCAACGCCAUGCUCAUCCAAGAUGUUUGGAAGGUUGGGGUGAGGGUCAGCGGGAAUGAACGGGGCGUCGUGGAGGGAGAGGAACUCACAAGGUGCUUGGAGAUGGUGCUGGGAGGCGGCGAGAGGAGCGAGGGAAUGAGGGGGAACGCCAAGAGGCUGAAGGAGGCGGCACGAGAGGCUGGCAAAGAAGGUGGGUGUGCGGACAAGAAUCUCAAGGCCUUACUGGAAGAGCUUGUUUCUGGCUGA
Eucalyptus grandis is the source of this 1404-nucleotide messenger RNA. Its product is annotated as crocetin glucosyltransferase, chloroplastic. NCBI's taxonomy places the organism in Eukaryota, Viridiplantae, Streptophyta, Magnoliopsida, Myrtales, Myrtaceae. Gene Ontology annotation, molecular function: UDP-glycosyltransferase activity. The record is from RefSeq and is a predicted model, not a curated record.